AUGGCUUCUACCGGAGCUACCAAGAUCUUCGAUAUCAGGGUCGGCCCCGCCGAGUACGAUAUCUUGCAGGAUAUCAAGAAGGGCCUCAGGCCCGAGGACCGCGGCGAAAAGACUCUUCCCACGCUUCUGCUUUACGAUGAAGCUGGACUGCGGCUCUUUGAGAAGAUUACGUACCUGGAGCAAUACUACCUCACCAAUGCCGAGAUUGAAGUGCUGGAGACCUGUGCGGAUAAGAUAGCGGAAAGAGUUCGACCCGGAUCUGUCGUCGUGGAACUGGGUAGCGGCAACUUGCGCAAAGUCAACAUUCUCCUGCAGGCAAUUGAACGCCUUGGCAAGGAUGUCGAAUACUAUGCUGUGGAUCUGUCUCUGCCUGAGCUGAAACGAACUUUUGCUGAGAUCCCAACCGAAGGAUACAAGCAUGUGAAGUGCUUUGGCCUCUACGGAACCUACGAUCAUGCCCUGGAAUGGCUGAAGUCUUCCCAGAUCAGCACCAGGCCCAAGACGAUCCUUUGGCUGGGGUCAAGCUUGGGGAACUUCAAGCGCCACGAAGUCCCGCCUUUCCUGGCUGGGUUCUGCGAUGCCGUCCAGCCUGGGGAUACCAUGUUGAUCGGUAUCGACUCUUGCAAGGACCCCGAUCGGGUGUUCCAUGCCUACAACGACAGGGAAAACGUCACUCAUGAGUUCACCUUGAAUGGCCUCAAGCACGCCAACAGAAUCAUUGGUAAGACUGUGUUUAAGCCCAACGAAUGGGAAGCUAUCGGCGAGUAUGAUGAGAUGGCCGGACGUCAUCACGCCUUUGUCUCCCCCAAGAAAGACGUCGAGAUCGACAGCAUCCCGAUCGCAGAGGGCGAGCGGAUCCGGAUCGAAGAGAGCUACAAAUACUCGCGCGAGGAGAUUCAGCAUCUCUGGCAGGAAGCUGGGUUGAUGGAGAACUCAGUUUGGAGCAACUCCAAGGGUGACUAUGGCCUUCACCUGGUCUCCAAGCCCAUAUUCUUCUUUCCGUCCAAACCGGAGAACUACGCUUCACAGCCUGCCCCAUCCAUCUCUGAAUGGGGCCAGCUCUGGGCCUCCUGGGACGCCGUCACUCGCAAGAUGAUUCCAGAGGAAGAGCUGCUGUCUGAGCCCAUCAAAUUGCGGCACGCGUGCAUCUUCUAUCUCGGCCAUAUCCCGACGUUCCUCGAUAUCCACAUUACUCGUGCCACUGGCGACUCUGCAACCGAACCAGCUUACUUCCGGCAGAUCUUCGAGCGUGGCAUUGACCCAGAUGUGGAGAACCCUGAACUUUGCCAUGACCAUAGCGAGAUUCCCGAUGCUUGGCCGCCGCUAGAUACCAUCUUGGAGUUCCAACGCGCAGUUCGGGAGAAGGUCAAGAGUCUUUAUACUUCUGGUGCGGUCGAGACCGGUCGCCGCAUUUCCCGCGCCUUGUGGCUCGCAUUCGAACACGAGGCCAUGCAUUUGGAGACUCUCCUGUACAUGCUGAUCCAAAGCGAGAAGAUCCUCCCUCCUCCCGGUACUGUCACACCGGAUUUCGAGGCGCUUGCUCGCGAGUCAGAGCUCAUGGCAGUCGAAAACGAAUGGUUCACUGUUCCAGAGUCCAAUCUCCACAUUGGAUUGGAAGAUCCAGAGAGUGAGGAUGGAGAGACUCGAUACUUUGGCUGGGACAACGAAAAGCCGGCCCGCUCUUCGCAUGUCAAGGCCUUCCGCGCAAAGGCUCGCCCCAUUACCAAUGGCGAGUAUGCAGAAUACCUCGCAACAACCGGGAAAACUUCCAUUCCUGCGUCUUGGUGCGAAGCGCCCUAUUCCACCAUGAAGGAGUGGGGCAUUGGGAAGAGGGAUAGCGUCAUGAACGGCCAUGUUAAUGGGUCCGCCCGUGUUGGUCAAAACAUCACUGAAGGGAAGUAUGUUCGAACUGUAUACGGUGCAGUGCCCCUCCGCUAUGCUUGGAAUUGGCCCGUUGUAGCCUCUUAUGAUGAGCUAGCUGGCUGCGCUCGCUGGAUGGGAGGCCGGAUCCCGACUAUGGAAGAGGCCCGUAGCAUCUACAGCUACGUCGAGCAUAACAAAGCACAAGACUUCGCGAAGGCGCUCGGAAAUAGGAUCCCGGCCGUGAAUGGCCACCUCAUCAACAAUGGCGUGGACGAGUCGCCACCAUCCCACGCUUUCUUGAACGGCAACUCCGGUGCAGUCGCUGGUCCCAGCCCGCGCGACCUCUUUCUCGACUUGGAAGGAGCGAACGUGGCAUUCCAACAUUGGCACCCGGUCUCGGUCGCAGAAAAGGGUGGAAAGCUCUGCGGACAGUCUGACCUGGGUGGCGUUUGGGAGUGGACCAGCACUGUACUGGAGAAGCACGAAGGAUUUGAAGCCAUGAAGUCGUACCCGGGCUACACGGCCGACUUCUUCGAUGGAAAACACAAUGUAACGCUGGGCGGUUCUUGGGCCACGCAUCCACGCAUCGCGGGACGGAACACAUUCGUCAAUUGGUAUCAACGCAGCUAUCCCUACGUGUGGGCUUCUGCUCGACUCGUCCAAGACGCGUAG
Molecule: messenger RNA, 2535 nt
Organism: Trematosphaeria pertusa
Lineage: Eukaryota; Fungi; Ascomycota; Dothideomycetes; Pleosporales; Trematosphaeriaceae
Exons: 7
Coding region: 1-2535 (844 amino acids)
Source: RefSeq, a predicted model, not a curated record